Molecule: messenger RNA, 609 nt
Organism: Exophiala xenobiotica
Lineage: Eukaryota; Fungi; Ascomycota; Eurotiomycetes; Chaetothyriales; Herpotrichiellaceae
Product: DNA-directed RNA polymerase
Exons: 6
Coding region: 1-609 (202 amino acids)
Biological process (GO): DNA-templated transcription; transcription initiation at RNA polymerase III promoter
Cellular component (GO): RNA polymerase III complex
Molecular function (GO): DNA binding; DNA-directed RNA polymerase activity
Source: RefSeq, a predicted model, not a curated record
AUGCUUAUUGGUAUUGUCGGUAGCAUCAUGUUCAUCCUCACUAAAUUCGACGAUCUUGUUCAGAUCCCGCCUCAUGGAUUUCGAAACAAUCAAAUCACCCAGCGUGAUCUCGAAGACAGGAUCAAUGAAAAGUACUCGAACAAGGUUGUGCAGAAAGUCGGACUAUGCAUCUGCAUGUAUGACCUCCUGAAAGCCUCAGACGGGUUGAUCGGUACUGGUACAGGCAAUGCAAACGUAAAUGUACAUUUUCGAAUGAUCGUCUUCAGACCUUUCAAAGGCGAGAUCAUCACAGGCAUCGUUCGGAAAUGUAUAACGACGGGCAUUCGAAUCACGACACAAUUUUUCGAUGAUAUCUUCGUACCUCAGACCAUGCUCUUCGAGGGUUGCGAGUUCAAUGAAGCAGAAAAGACUUGGGUUUGGAAGACAGAAGAAUCCGAACUCUGGUUCGACGAAGGCACGGUCGUCAAUCUGCGGAUCGAGGCAGAGAAAUGGCACGAUCAAGCACCCAAAGGACCUGCCGACGCCGAGAAGGACGGCGAACGUAAAGUUCCCUACGCAAUUGAGGCAUCAAUGGCUGAAGCUGGCCUGGGAGGGGUCGAAUGGUGGUGA